GGGAAUUAUUUCAUUUCUCUUAUUUGACGUGUUUUUGAAAGAGCAAACAUGACGUAUACUGAGUGUCUUGAAUCAUCCUUGAUAUUGUUUUGUCGGUUGUACAGUUUGUCUCUGCAAUCCUCGCUAGCUUCAAUUUCUCUAAUCUUACACAUUCACAUUGUUUCUCAUUUUAAACAUAACAUAUCAGGAGAAGUUCAAUUUUUUUUCAUUUUUUGGCCUUUGUGAGUUUGAGUGACAAGGCUUUAUUUGCAUGUGAGCUCAAUGGGCUGUCUCUCAUGAAACCAUGAUAAACGCUCCCUUCUUCAAUGUUAGUGAUUUUAUUAAAACAACCUGUCUUGCAUCCGUUAGAAAAACUAAUUAAUUAUGAAUCGUUAUAUACAACUUGAUCAGCUCGGAGAUGGAACAUAUGGUUCUGUUGUUCUUGGGCAAAGAAUUGAUACAGGAGAAAAAGUAGCAAUCAAACGGAUGAAAAGAAAAUAUUUUUCAUGGGAGGAAGCAAUGAAUUUAAGAGAGGUCAAGUCCUUGCAGAAGCUAUCCCAUGCCAAUGUUGUGAAACUAAAAGAAGUGAUACGUGAAAAUGAUACACUUUACUUUGUAUUUGAGUACAUGAAAGAGAAUCUUUAUCAAUUGAUGAAAGACAGGCAAAAACCCUUUCCUGAAUCUGAUAUUCGCAAUAUUUUGUAUCAAGUUCUUCAGGGUUUAGCCUUUAUGCAUCGACAUGGGUUCUUCCACAGAGAUAUGAAGCCUGAAAAUCUCUUAUGUAUGGGCCCAGACCUAGUUAAAAUAGCAGAUUUUGGUUUGGCAAGGGAAAUACGUUCUAGACUUCCAUUUACUGAUUAUGUGUCAACCCGUUGGUAUCGAGCUCCUGAAGUUUUGUUGCACUCUACAAACUACAAUAGCCCAAUUGAUUUAUGGGCUGUGGGAUGUAUCAUGGCAGAACUAUACCUUCUAAGACCUCUGUUUCCUGGUAACAGUGAGAUGGAUCAGAUAUUCAAAAUUUGUUCAUAUUUGGGAACACCAGAUAAGCACGAAUGGCCUCAAGGAUUCCAGUUAGCAUCAUCUAUGAAUUUCAAGUUUCCUCAAUUUUCUCGUACUCAACUUCCCUCAAUUGUACCAUCUGCCAGUAAAGAUGGUAUUCAGCUACUAGAACUCUUACUUAUGUGGGCACCUAACAAGAGACCAACUGCCCAGCAGGCCUUGAGGUACCCUUACUUUCAAGUUGGACAGCGCCCUCCUGCAGGAAACGUCGGUCAAAAAUCAAGACCAAGUGCACAAUUGCUUCCAUUAAACAUUGUUGAGUUGCCAGAUAGCAACCAAAGGAUGGAAUCUGCCAAAGCAAAUCGUGAUCUUAGUUCCUCACUGAAGCAAGUUGCCACAGCAUCAGAGCUGCUUUCUCAGUCCAUAAAUGAAUCCCAAGUUAGCAAACAUAGUUCAUCAACUCUGAUUGCCGAUCCUGACUCCGAUGUUGUAACAGAAAACAUGCAACAUGUGAUGAAAGAUUCCAAGCUCACUUCUAAUCUGGGAUCUAGUUUUAAUAAGGGACCAGAACGCAGUUCUCUCCGCACAAGAAACAGUUCUUUUUCAAACAGUCUUUUUCAAAGUAAAUCCCAGGCUAUGAGUAGUAAUGUUAAAGGAAAUAACCCUGAAAACAAGAAGCAGAAUGUAGUGAGUACUGGUCGCAGACAGGGUGGUGGAGAGUCUGAAAGUAGACGAUCAAGUCUUGCUCAACUCCCUGAAACAAAUAGAUUACCAAAUGCUCCACAACAAGAUCCAGUGAGAGACUUCAUGGCUUCAAUUGGUUUGUCCACUGAUAAAGUUAUGUACUCCCACAAUCAAGAAUUAAGCUCAUCAGCCCAUAGGUCUGUAUUUAACAGAGAAGCACUUAAUUUUAACAAAGGGGGCAAUCAAAAACCUCGUAACUACCCAUGGAAUGAUCAAAGCAAUUAUGAUACAUUUGCAGAUAUAUUAGGGAGCAAAAUUGUAAUGCCAGAUAGUUCCAACAAACCACAAAUGAUGGGACAGAAAGAAAACCGCCAAUCUGCAAAUUGGCAGCUCUCAUCAUCUUACAAUGCUGAUGCAUUUCAACCACGUAAAUUGAGUGCCAAGCAACAUUACCUGGCAGUUGCUCGGUAUGUUGCAGGUCAGAGCACAAAUAUUACUAGAGGUAGAGAUGACUUAAGUCUAGGACUUGGUGAAACUCCUGCGGCUCUCCCAGAAAAUGAAUCAUCAUGGAAUCCGUCACAUUCUCACAUUGACUCUGCAAAAAAUCAUUACCUAUCUAAAUCUAGGUAUAUUUCAGGUCAUACAACAAGACUCCCCCUUCAUGAUUUUGUGAACUCUGGAUCUGAAUUGAAAAAUUCUGCUACUGUUGGUGGAAGUCGUCAAAGUGGGGGUAUCCAUGGCCGCACUGAUUGGGCUGCCAAAUAUUUGAAGUAACAAGAAAUUUCCAAAGCUAAUAAUCCUCAAGCUGUGAUAAUACAAUGUAAGUCAUUUUAUAACUAACAAAACUGCCAGUCAUAUAUCUUGUUUGUGGAGCUGCAAAUCAAGUAGAGGGUUUGUACUUACUCUUGGAAGAGAUUUCAUGUUAGCUUAUGAGCAUUUCUCUUCAAAAAUAUCUCACGUAAUCUUGUCUUGUCUGUUUUUGUGGGAGAACAAUCAGUUUUAAUCUUCCUUGUUACAUACAAAUUUAAUUUUCCUUGCUUUAAGAACUGCUAGAUUUCUAGUAAUAAUUAUAAUAUCUCUAAAAUAUGAUUAAAUUUAUCUAAGACAGAAUUUGUUCAAAACAAUGAAUCAAAACUACAUAAUCACAUUAUAAAUGAACCAAUACUUGUUAAUGCAUGCACUUAGUCUGUCUUUUUCUGCUCAAAGUGACUUUCCUUUGUUUGCUAAUCUUUGAAUUAGCAUGAGAGACCUCAAAUGAAUAAUUUACCUGAGCACAGGUAUUUCUGUACACCUUGUUACAACACAGUUUUUCUGUUAAAGUUUCAAUGUGCAAGGUAUAUUUUAGGGAGAUUUGCAAUUUAAUUACGUUUGAUUGCUGUGUUCAUUACAUCAAAUCUAGUCAGAAACAUAUGUGAUCUACGGCUCAAUCAUUUUUGAGAAGGUCAUCUAGUCUAUAGGUAUUAUAUUUUCAUGUGACUGAUGUGAUUGUUUUUUAUCUUAAUGCAGAGAUAUGAUAUAAACAAAAUGAUUAUAAAAAUAGUUUUCUUAAAACAUCAAGUAGUGAAAACAUUGAGAUUAGAAUGUUUAUUUUUUUAAUGCUCAUCAAUCUGACAUUCAUUGACUACGUCAAAAUUUCCUCAUUUAAUGUUCUUUUAUUGGAUGUUGAAAAUUUUACUUUUUGUCUGCGUAAAGGCAUGAUUGCAUUACCUUACAGAAGGAAUGUGUUUUAUUGUGAUGUUGACACUUUUGGACUAGUUGAAUGUAAACGUUAGAAUCUAGAUGCUAGUCUGGUGUAUAGACAGUGUAUCGUUUGUUAAUUUACAGAAAAUGUCAUCGAAAUACUUGGGACCACUUAUUCCAAUUUCCAAUAUUUGUUGUAGCUGCUUGGAAAACUGGCAUUGAUUUUACCAAUACAUGAAAUCUUAGUUUUUAAGGAUGAAAUUUGUACCUGCCUAUAGUGUUCUGUUAUGGAACACACUAUAAGUGAAGCGUUUGUAAUUUGGUCCACCAUUUUCCGUCCAGGCACAUGCUUUUUGAAAAGGGUGUGUAAUGAUGAUUGUGUGUUUUAGUGGCCUCAAGGUAAAUCAAUUUGAUUAACAGGGUUUUGUUGUUGUUGGUUUUUUUUCAUUUGUAUUUGUACAUUUGCAACAAUUACUUCUAUUUGCACUUUAAUUAAAUAAAUCAUAGAUGUUUAAUUUCAA
Frankliniella occidentalis (western flower thrips) is the source of this 3863-nucleotide messenger RNA. RefSeq names its product serine/threonine-protein kinase MAK-like. Gene Ontology annotation, molecular function: ATP binding; protein serine/threonine kinase activity. Lineage: Eukaryota; Metazoa; Arthropoda; Insecta; Thysanoptera; Thripidae. Gene Ontology annotation, cellular component: cytoplasm; nucleus; cilium. The record is from RefSeq and is a predicted model, not a curated record. Bases 364 to 2436 code for a protein of 690 amino acids. Gene Ontology annotation, biological process: intraciliary transport; cilium assembly; protein phosphorylation. The transcript has 11 exons.